Achroia grisella is the source of this 722-nucleotide messenger RNA. RefSeq lists its product as uncharacterized. The transcript has a single exon. Lineage: Eukaryota; Metazoa; Arthropoda; Insecta; Lepidoptera; Pyralidae. The record is from RefSeq and is a predicted model, not a curated record. The coding region runs from base 1 to 657 and encodes 218 amino acids.
AUGGAGAAGAUUCCGGAUGAAAAUGCAAAAAAAUCAACAGUAGAUUCAUUGAUCGAGAAAAUAAGAGACGAGAUUAACAGGAGAUCCAAAGAGGAUUUAAGUAAUACAAGAAAACUUACAGUAUCAUCAACAGUUGUGAACAAUGCUCUAGAUGAAUCUACUAACGAUAUUGACAGACAAAUCUCUAAUUUAGAAAUACUUAUAAAAAGGCUACAAGAUGAGAUUGUUGAUAUGUCUAAUAAAUCGGAACACAGCAGAGAAUAUAUUCCACAGGUCACGGAAGAAGAGUCUCAAGACAUAGAUAGAGUCAUAAUUGAAGAUAAUUUUGAUGAUCCAAACCGUAUAUUUCCAGUGAUAAUAAGUGACACUAAAAUACCGUUCAGGCAAGAAACUGAAGAGUCUAGAAAAUUUGAUAAAACAAUAACAGAUCUUUUGAAUGUUACCAGUCACAACAAUGCAUCAGAUCCAAACCCAGAGACUUUUUCAGCAAUCAGAAAUAAUUUUUCACAAUUGUUUCAUGAGAAAAACAAUGAAUCACGACCGAAGGAUGAUGAUAAAUCAAACGACGAAGAUCUAAAUAUUCUAAUAAAUGAACUGAAAGCUGAAAUAUCUGAAAAAAUGGAAGAAUUAAAAGAUGUUGACACUGAUAACUGUUAAAAAGAUAUACAAUACAGUUAUUAUUUCUUGAAUAAUGUGGUUAUAAAUAUUUUAGAGAAUUCAAA